Messenger RNA from Spathaspora passalidarum NRRL Y-27907, 1457 nucleotides. RefSeq names its product transcription factor TFIIB (gene SUA71). NCBI's taxonomy places the organism in Eukaryota, Fungi, Ascomycota, Pichiomycetes, Serinales, Debaryomycetaceae. The coding region runs from base 353 to 1396 and encodes 347 amino acids. Gene Ontology annotation, biological process: transcription initiation at RNA polymerase II promoter; regulation of DNA-templated transcription; transcription preinitiation complex assembly. Gene Ontology annotation, molecular function: TBP-class protein binding; sequence-specific DNA binding; RNA polymerase II general transcription initiation factor activity. The transcript has a single exon. Gene Ontology annotation, cellular component: nucleus; transcription preinitiation complex. The record is from RefSeq and is a predicted model, not a curated record.
AAGGCAGAACCAGCCUUCACAACACAUCACCUUUUCUUUCAACGAUCAGAGCGUGUCCAGGUUCCUCCAUCUAACUGUCGUUGCCACUAUCAUCAGAAGUUCUGUUGUGCCGUUAACUCGAGUCCUACAAUAGAUCCACUGCUAUCGCUACUACUACUACUACUACUACUACUACUACUACAGAUUUUGGCGUAUAUCAAUCUCUUUGUGAUUACUAAUACCGCAAGUAGAUUACACAACUACACUCUUCUCAAACUACACGAAGAAGAGAGAUUUCAACGACAUAGGUCUUUUAUUGCCGUCCUGUAGGGUUAUCUAAAAGCUACUUUUUUACCCUAAUAUAAACCCAAGCAUGGCACCAGCUGGAAAUAUGAGUACCAUUCACGACCAAUUCACAGGACCUAACUUGAACGUCACGCUAACCUGCCCGGAGUGUAAGAUCUUCCCACCAGAUUUGAUAGAGAGAUUUAGUGAGGGAGAUAUCGUGUGUGGAAGUUGUGGGUUGGUGUUGAGUGAUCGUGUGGUUGAUACUCGUUCGGAAUGGAGAACGUUUAGUAAUGACGAUCAAAACGGUGACGAUCCAUCCCGUGUAGGUGAUGCCGGGAACCCCUUAUUAGAUACCGAAGAUUUGUCGACGAUGAUUUCGUAUGUUCCUGAGAACAGCAGGGCCGGAAGAGAAUUGAAUCGUGCACACCAAAAGAAUACCGUAGAUAAGAAGGACAAUGCGUUGGCAGCAGCAUAUCAAAAGAUUUCGCAGAUGUGCGAAGGGUACCAAUUACCGAAGAUUGUCCAGGAUGGAGCCAAGGAAGUGUACAAGAUGGUACAUGAUGAAAAACCAUUACGAGGGAAAUCACAAGAGUCCAUCAUGGCAGCUUCGAUUUUCAUUGGAUGUAGAAAGGCCAAAGUUGCUCGUUCAUUUAAAGAAAUCUGGGCCUUAACUAAUGUUCCUAGAAAAGAGAUUGGUAAAGUAUUCAAGAUUAUGGACAAGGUAAUUCGAGAAAAGAAUGCCGCAAAUCCAACCAAUGCUAUCUACUUUAGUCAAGAUAACAUCCAAACCACACAAACGUCAGCUGAAGAUUUGAUUAGAAGAUUUUGUUCCCAUUUGGGGUUACAUACACAGGUUACCAAUGGGGCAGAGUAUAUUGCCAGAAGAUGUAAAGAAGUUGGUGUCCUUGCUGGUCGUUCUCCCACCACUAUUGCGGCUACAGUUAUCUAUAUGGCGGCAUUAGUGUUUGGUGCUGAUUUAGCACCUUCUAAGAUUUCUGACAAGACCGGUGUCAGUGAUGGUACUAUUAAGACCUCUUAUAAGGUAAUGUACGAGGAAAGAGAAAAACUUAUUGAUCCUUAUUGGAUUGAAACUGGGAAAGUAAAAUUGGAAAAUAUUCCAAAGAGUUGAACUUUAUAGAUAUUAAUUAUACUUUGUAAUUGUUUUAAUGGAUAUGGUUGAUUAGUAUUUU